Molecule: messenger RNA, 1666 nt
Organism: Hyposmocoma kahamanoa
Lineage: Eukaryota; Metazoa; Arthropoda; Insecta; Lepidoptera; Cosmopterigidae
Product: probable DNA double-strand break repair Rad50 ATPase
Exons: 2
Biological process (GO): regulation of gene expression
Cellular component (GO): nucleus
Molecular function (GO): chromatin binding
Source: RefSeq, a predicted model, not a curated record
AUGGCUCAGACUCAAACAAACAAUCUGAACAAAAUAUCUGAAGAUGUAUCACUUAUCAGAGAUCAAAUUACUCAAAUUAAAACUACAACAGAUCAACUUGUAGCUGAACAACAGAAAUUUAAACAAGAGCUGAAAAAUAUAUCCACCUUCAAAAAUGAUACACAACAAAAACUUGAGUCUCUGUCGGCUGAUGUUGAUACGCUUAAGACCACUGCAGCCACUACUUCGACGCCUGCGCCUGCGUGUGAAGACUUUAUGGCUGAAAUCUAUGACAGAAUUCAGAGGGAGAAAAAUAUAGUCAUUAGCGGUGUAAACGAAAUUAAUUCCCAUGUAUCUGAACAGAGGCGCACUCAUGAUAAAAUAGAAGUAAGUAAAAUUAUUAAUCAAGUUGUCUCUAACUGCGCUGAGCCUAUUAAAAUUAUUCGGUUGGGAAAGUACAGAAGCAAUAAAUCCAGACCACUAAAAGUUUGUUUUACAACGUCGGAUAUAGCUAAAUCGAUACUGCGGAAUAAAGCGAAUUUAAAAGCUGAUGGAAUCAAAAUAUUUUCAGAUACAACACCUAAUCAGAAGACCUUACUGCAAAAUUUGCGAGAACAACUAAAACGUAGAAUUGCUGAGGGUGAAAAAAACCUCACAAUUAAGUACGUCAAAGAAACGUGCCAUCUAUCCCUGAUUUCGGAACAGGAUGUUAGAAUUUUUUUAUUAUAUCGUAAGCGUUUCACGCGUCUAAAUGCAUCAAAUACUUGUUUCAGCAGCAGUUCAGAUGAGGAGCAAUCGCAUGUCAAACACUCGGACAAAGGAAGGGAUAAAAAGAAACGUAAGAAGUCCAAAGGCAAAGACGACACCAGGCAGAAGCUGAAGAAAUUAAAAAAAAAGUUGAAGAAAAUUAAGAAAGAACGUAAAAAGGCCAAGAGGAAGGCGCGCAGUUCGAGCGGCGAGGAAGAGGAGGUGUGGGUCGAAAAAGGAAGUGAGUAGUUCGUCCGCGUUCCGAAUAGAAAUAACCUCAAACAGAAACGUAUCGAUCGUCAACGGACGCGUUCCGCAGAGGAGCACGAGGCGCCUGGGGACUCGCGGGCGGCGAAGCCGGAGGAGCCGGCGGAGGCGGCGCCCGGCCCGCUGCCGCGCACGGGGCCGGCGCUGGGCCACAAGGACUUCGGGCGCGCGCUGCUGCCGGGCGAGGGCGCCGCCAUGGCCGCCUUCGUGGCCGAGGGCAAGCGCAUCCCGCGCCGCGGCGAGAUCGGCCUCACGUCCGACGAGAUCGCGUCCUACGAGGCCGUGGGCUACGUCAUGAGCGGCUCGCGCCACCGCCGCAUGGAGGCCGUGCGCAUCCGCAAGGAGAACCAGAUCUACUCGGCCGACGAGAAGCGCGCGCUGGCCGCCUUCUCCAAGGAGGAGCGCCAGAAGCGCGAGAACGCCAUCCUGGCGCAGUUCCGCGACGUGCUGCAGGCGCGGGCGCAGCGCCGGGACUGCUAGGGCAGGGGCAAUGAAAGGCGCGGCGAGCGGCAAGGCUUUAUUGGUCAGGGCGCGCGGGGCUCGUACAGCGCCAGCCGCGCCUCGGCGGCGCGCAGCUCGGCCGCCAGCUCCUGCAGCGCCGCGUGCGCGCACAGCAGCUGCGAGCGCAGGUACUGCGGCGACGCGCUGCGCACGAACUGCUCGGGCACCACCA